AUUUUACAUUGUCCACUGUAAACUCGUGCAGCCACUGCAAUCGGCCAGGGCUCUACUUCUACACACGUCGUCUAAAUAUACAGUCUAUCGUCGUAUAUUUUCGUCCAUACAGCUGAUAUUGUCAUAUCGGCGAAGGAAAAAUGUUGACACGUAAAGAAGAAUUAUUUGUGAAGCCUUUUCAACAAAGAUUAUAUCAUCAGCACAAAGUCAAACUCAAAUCAGCCACUGCGAGGGUGGAUACAACACCACCACAGGAGUGGCAGCAUAUAGUGCUGAAGACAAAGAAAUACCAAAAGGAACGAGAGAGGUGUACACAAAUAUUAUUGAACAACGGUAUUCUGUGGCGACACUUGAGUGAAAUAAUGAGCACUAAACGAGUAGACAAUCAAUGGGAUUAUGAACAACCUAAGUUUUUUCAUAGAGUCAAUUUAUUUACAAAAAGUAAUAACAAACUAACUGUUGAUAUUGAAGAAUUGUCAGAGUCUGGUAAAGUACAAACUGAAGUAAAAAACGAAAGGUGCAUUGCAUGUAAUCCAAAUUUGUCAAUUUCUAAGGUGAAAAUAAUUACCAACAUACCAGAGGAGAGAAUACCAUGGGAUCCACCAAAAAAAAAAUUAUCGAAAAAAUUACGGAGCUUAUCCAUUCAUAAUGAUGGGGUUGUUAAAAAUAUGAAACAUCAAGUAUUGAACAAGUCUAGACAAAGCCAGAUAAAAAGCACAAUCUUAUCAUUAAGUUUCCAUCUGGGAGCAAAGUAUCAAUGGUUGAAGGAAAAACAAAACGAGUACUUCAGCCUAAUAAUUGUCAAUGUACAAGAUGUCUUUGAAUUAUUACACAUAGCAUAG
Molecule: messenger RNA, 842 nt
Organism: Rhopalosiphum maidis (corn leaf aphid)
Lineage: Eukaryota; Metazoa; Arthropoda; Insecta; Hemiptera; Aphididae
Exons: 7
Coding region: 141-842 (233 amino acids)
Source: RefSeq, a predicted model, not a curated record